Messenger RNA from Medicago truncatula (barrel medic), 952 nucleotides. Its product is annotated as putative calcium-binding protein CML19. The record is from RefSeq and is a predicted model, not a curated record. The transcript has a single exon. Gene Ontology annotation, molecular function: calcium ion binding. Lineage: Eukaryota; Viridiplantae; Streptophyta; Magnoliopsida; Fabales; Fabaceae. Bases 358 to 780 code for a protein of 140 amino acids.
GUCUUGUUCUGUCCACUUUCUCUCUUUUACUAAAAUACACAAGGCGUGACUUAUAUGCCAUUUUUCUCUUCUCUUCCUCGAACACACGAAGAAACUUGCUUGCACCAUCCCAAUCAUAAAUAUUCAAUCUUCCAGAAAUUUACUUAACACGUCUUCAAAUUUCACAAACUAUAAAUACUCAAACCACCCAAUUGUUUCAUAGCCAACAUAAAAAUAUAAGUGUGUGCAUAUAUAACUCCUAUAAACCGCUGUAGGCCUAACUAUUUGAUUUCAUUGAAUUUGACUUUGUAUAGUUGGAAAUAUUUUUUGUAGUGAUUUCCAAUUGUAGCCUUUGAUUGCCAACAAUAUAUAAUUAACAUGAGGAGUAACAUGGAAUAUGAGCGUGUACUUAGUUACUUUGAUGAAGACCGUGACGGAAAGAUUUCGCCGAACGAGUUAAGGAGUCGAAUGGCGAAGAUUGGCGGAGAGUUUCAAUUGAAAGAAGUGGAAAUUGCAAUUGAGGCAUUGGAUUCUGAUGGUGAUGGAUUAUUGAGUUUGGAGGAUUUGAUAAAGCUUAUGGAAUCAGGGGGAGAGGAAGAAAAAUUGAAGGAUUUGAGGGAAGCUUUUGAAAUGUAUGAUAAUGAAGGAUGUGGAUUCAUAACACCAAAAAGUUUGAAGAGGAUGUUGAAAAAACUGGGGGAUUCUAAGUCCAUUGAAGAAUGCAAAUUGAUGAUUAAAAGAUUUGAUUUGGAUGGUGAUGGUGUGCUUAGUUUUGAAGAAUUCAGAAUCAUGAUGGAUUGAGUGUGAUGAUAUGUUUAUGAUUAUAUAUAUCAUGUGUUUUGGCCAGAGGCUGCGGGGUUAAUUUCAUUCAUUUUUUUGUACAUUGUAUGACUAAAUUGCUUUUAUGCAAUAUAAUUUUAUAUAAUCAUUGUUUUAUGCAAUAUAAAUAUCAUUGUUUUUGGAAUUAAUAUGA